This is a messenger RNA of Centropristis striata (black sea bass), 1483 nucleotides long. RefSeq names its product asparaginase and isoaspartyl peptidase 1 (gene asrgl1). The transcript has 7 exons. Lineage: Eukaryota; Metazoa; Chordata; Actinopteri; Perciformes; Serranidae. The record is from RefSeq and is a predicted model, not a curated record. Bases 241 to 1173 code for a protein of 310 amino acids. Gene Ontology annotation, molecular function: asparaginase activity.
GUUUAAGAGAAAUAGCAGUAGUAAUAGUAUUCCUUUUUACUCAAUUAACAUUGCACUUUUAAUACAAGUUUUAUUUUAUUGAGUUGUGUUUUAUUUUGAAAGUGUGAAUGACCCAUAUAGUAAUUUCCCGGAAGCGCUGUGUUGCUUGUUUUUAUUUCUCAGCUUGACUUCUCGCCGGUGAUAUUUCUGUGAGCACGUCGUGUUGCAGGCUGACUCUACGUUCCUCCUCAGGUGAUUGACAUGUUUCCAGUGGUUGUGGUCCAUGGGGGGGCGGGACAUAUCCCGAAGGAGAGGGUGGAGACGUCCGUCUCGGGGACGUGCUCCGCAGCCCGGGCGGGCUACGCCGUGCUGCGGGGAGGGGGCAGCAGCAUGGACGCUGUGGUGGAGGCGGUGGUCCAGAUGGAGAACAACCCCCGCUUCAAUGCAGGGUGUGGCUCAGUGCUGAAUAUCAAAGGAGAGGUGGAGAUGGAUGCCAUAGUGAUGGAUGGUAAAACUCUGGCUAGUGGUGCAGUGUCUGCUGUACGCAACAUCGCCAACCCCAUCCAGCUGGCCAGACUGGUGAUGGAGCAGACGAGUCAUGUGUGUCUGACAGCAGAGGGGGCCAAUCAAUUCGCCCGGUCCAUGGGGGUCCCUGAGGUGCCCCUUGAGUCCCUCAUCACUGAGUACUCCAUAAUGCGCUGGAAAAAGAACCUGGCACCCGGAGCCAACCCUGUGGAGUGCCAAAUGGGGAAGAUGGGCACGGUCGGCGCGGUGGCAGUUGAUAGUGAGGGCAACGUAGCCUGUGCAACCUCCACUGGUGGAAUCCUGAACAAGAUGGAGGGACGGGUGGGCGACACCGCCUGCAUAGGAUGUGGAGGUUAUGCUGACAACCAGGUGGGAGCAGUGUCGACCACCGGCCACGGAGAAGCCAUCAUGAAGGUUAUACUGGCCAGACUGGUCCUGUUCCACAUGGAGCAAGGUCAGUCGGUGGAGGCUGCCAGUGAUUUAGCUCUGGCCCACAUGAAGACCAGAGUGAAGGGUCUUGGUGGGGUGGUGACUGUGGACCCUCAGGGCCACUGGGCCGCCCGCUUCAACAGCCAGCAGAUGUCGUGGGCUGCAGCCCAGAGAGACACGCUGCACCACGGCCUGUACGCUGGGGAACACGUCACCCAGAGCAUCGAAGAGCCGCUCUGAGAGGGAGCACAACAUUUAUAGAUUUAAUAUUUUAGUCAAUUAAUCAGUCACUUUGUCUUAAAAAAAAGCCUUUGCAACACUCAGUACGUUCACAUGACACUUGAAAAAAACAAAUUAUUAUUAAUCUGACUAUAACUGGACAACUGAAGUGCAUGUAAACGUGCUAGUCUGAUUAAUGUUGGAGUUCUCCAACUCUGAUUAGGAGUAUGACCCUGCAACAAAAACAUCCAAGAAAGCCAGUCACAUUAGCCGGUCGCACAUUAGCCGGUCUGUCAUUAGCCGGUCUGUCAUUAGCCGAUCUCAUUAGCCG